UUCCGCUCUCCGGUUGUUUUGGUAGCUAUGACAACGAGCUCUUUCCAGACUUGGUUUAAAUGGCUACGAAAAAGAUUUCCUUCACUGAACCUCACCGAAAGUCUUUGAAAUGUACGGUGUUGUUGGACAUUAACAGAGUCACAUGUCCCGGCGUGGCCUUGUUUAAGAAAGGUGACAUCUACUUCAGUGUUUGCAUCAUGGGACAGUAUCGGAGGACUUCCUGCUUGCCGCCGCGCUUCCCCCUGCAGUUCCAUCAGCGGUUGGUUUUUGAAAAGACUUUCCCUGGCGUUGUUGACCCCGCUGCUGUGGUUGACCUCCUAAAAGCUGACACAACAUAUUUUGAGCUGAUUCAGUUGGCGUUUCCAGAGUCAAAGACCCUUGCCACCUUGGCAGAAAAUAGCAGAUACUUCCUACACCCGGGUCCCACUGUGCCCUCCACUGAAGAUGCUGCACAGAGAGAUGCACACAAUGCAGAAAGAGAUGCACACAAUGCCGAGAGAGAUGCGCAGAUGAUGGCGAAGUCCUCCAGACUUUAUGGAGUCUUGCCCACGGUGGCGUUUUCCGUGAUGUCGUUCAUUGAAGAGUGGGACGAGAGAGACGCCUCACCUAUGGCCCGCCUCUCACCAAAGAAGAAGUCCACAUCUAGACGUUCUCCCUCCCCGCCCUUCUUCCGCCGUAUUUCCCGCAAAUAUGUGGGGCCAGGCUACCAGCAGCCCACUGUCGCCUCCACGGCAAGGGCUCUGUCCCCGUACACCCACCGAAAAAUGUGCCAGCUGUCCAUGGAUGCAGAGCAGAGGCUCAGUCACCUCCAGAUCGGGCCGUACUACUUCAGGAAGGAGACAAAGAGCCAGCCUCCAUUUUUGGUUUCCACUUCCAGCAGUUGGAUGGAAACCUUUCCCUCGUCGCCACAGGGGAGUAGCGUGCACUGCUGCCACGCGGUCAGCUUCUUCGAUGACGACACUGGCGCUCUGGUUGGCCCCUACGGACCCGCAGCACCCAGGCAGGUGGGGACGCGUGCUCUGUGGUCGUCUCCUGGCUCGUCAUUCAGACAAGACCACCUGACCCGAAGUCCUCAGGGAAAGGCCUCCGCCUCGGCUGUGUCUCAGUGCAGAAGCCCUGCGACAUCCAAGCGCUCCCACAGGGAAAGGCUGCCGACCAGUGAGUCCAGUCCAUCAUUCUGGGAGCAGAUCCACAGCCGAGUCCAGAGGAUCCUGCUGACACACGGCGUGUCGUUGGACCCUCAGAGUGACCUUUUAACCCUCUGAUCAGAGCUGAACGUAGCUAAAGCGCAAAUGCUGCAAUUCAAAGCAGACGCUAACACACGCUCACACACACCUUGUUAACCUGCAGACGCCCGUGAGACUCACGCACGCCAUUUCAUCUCCAUUUGAUACUAAUUCCCAUCUCCAACAGGCCCCCCUGCAGGGGUGAUGUUCAAAGCCAAGAGGAGACGUUUUCUUUUUCUUUUUCUCUCUAAAGCUGCGUGUGAAUUCAUGUGGGAAUGAAAAGAGCGGCACGGUGAUGUGUGUGCGUGCACGCGUGGGAAGGAUGUAAGCUGCAGAUCAUCACAGUACAAGAAGGUAGACAAAGGACACAAAGACACUAAAGGAACCCCGAAUGCAAUUUUACACACGAAAUACGUUAUUGGGAAAACGCGUGGCACUAAAAUGGUUUUGUAUGUCAUGCCAUCAUUCAGGAAAUAUUUCUAUUUUGUUUUUUUCAUUCAAUUUUGUCAUCAUAAUCAAAGCAUCUUUUUGUGGGGUCAAAACCCCCACCCAUCCCUUCUUUUAGAACCAAUCAGGUCAUUAUGAUAUGAUGAACCGUUAUUUCAAAACACGGUUUUAGGUUAAAUAUCAUAAAAGUAAAAACAAAUGUCGCCCCUAAAUGCAAACUAUACACUCACGAGGUAUUUGAAUGGAAUGAAAGGAUCCUGAAAUAUAUAAGUGUGUCAUGACAGAACUAACAUGAAAUGGGUUCAAUGUCUUGAUUUGGUUUAUAUUUCACCUUUAAUGGACAAUUCAUGUGGUUAUGUCACAUUUUAAUUAUGUGUGAAUUUACUAUUUAAUGUUAUCUAUUUCCAGUCAUGCGGUUGUACUUUGCUUUAAUGAAGCAUUUUUAUUUAAUGUAUAUAUAAAUAUAUUCAUUUAUAUAUCAGUUUAACGUUUAAAAAUGGACCUCACGGUUGGGGGUUAGGGAGCAGGAUAGGGUUAGGGUUUCAUUAAAUAUAUUUCUUUUGGUCACACUUUACAAUAAGGUACACAAAAAUACAGUAGUCGAACUAAUGAGGAACUAAUGACUAAGGCACAUGCAUAUAGACUAGUAACUGAGGAACUAAUGAGGAACUAAUGACUAAGGCACAUGCAUAUAGACUAGUAACUGAGGAACUAAUGAGGAACUAAUGACUAAGGCACAUGCAUAUAGACUAGUAACUGAGGAACUAAUGAGGAACUAAUGACUAAGGCACAUGCAUAUAGACUAGUAACUGAGGAACUAAUGAGGAACUAAUGACUAAGGCACAUGCAUAUAGACUAGUAACUGAGGAACUAAUGAACUAAUGAGGAACUAAUGACUAAGGCACAUACCUGUAGACUAGUUACUGAGGAACUAUUGAGUACAGUAGUUACCAAGGAACUAAGGCACAUUAAUUUAGGGUAGUUACUGAGGAACUAAUGAGUAACUAAUGAGUAGUAGUUAGGGUUAGGUAGGUUUGUUCCCCAUUAACUACUGUAAUUUUGUGUACCUUAUUGUGCCAAAGUGUUUCUUUUUAAAUAUCACAAAAGUAAAAACACUUGUCACAGGUUGAAAUAUCUAGUGCCUAAAAAGGUCUUUAAAUCAAGGCUACUUGCUCAGAAGGUAUUUUAAUGGAAUCAAACACUCAUUAAAUAAUCCAAAGGUUGUGAAAUGUAGAAAUGGGUCAUGAAAUACAGUAAGUUGGUUAAAUAGGUUUCAUGUAUGAGAUUAGAUUUCACAAUGGAAUCAAAAGACAAUUCAUGCUACUGCACAUUUUAAUCGCUUCAAUUAUUUAGCCGUGAGCUUCUACUUUGCUUUCAUGAAUGUGAAAAAAAUUAUUCAUUGCAAAAUGGGCCCCACCCAUCUCACUUGUGAAGAUAGUAUUACAUAUUUGGAUUAUCUUCAACUGUCUGUUUAUUAUUUUUAUACAAUAUAGUAUAUAUGUUUUUAUUGAAAUAUCACAAAAUAAUUGCCAUGGAUUGUAUUGAAGUUUGUAGUUUUCAGUGCCCAAAAGAUGCCUUUACAUGAAAUGUAUGUCACAUAUUGACAGUGUUGUAGAGAAAAAUAAAAGCACAGAACAUCUGCCAAGAAAUGCACCCUUUAACGUCAGGAAGCAGGACUACUCAAGUACAUUUACUUUAAAAUGAAGGUUGCCUUGCUGUCAAGUCUGAGACAUGUUUUGCUUUGAAAAGUAGACCAGCGUGUCAACAUGAUUGACAAUGAAUGCCCCUUAAUGCUCAGCCGUGUCCAAAUAUAAAACAAAACACAAAGUAUUGUCUUUAAACAAAGUGUUCACAUAUUUAUGUUCAUGUACAAGAAAACGUGACGCUUUGUUUCAUUUGUAUUUGAAUGCGUGUGAAUGAUUUCUGUGCAGCUUUAAAUCUCAUCCAUCCAUUUUCUCCACAUUUGCGUCGCGGGGGUACGCAGGAGCCUAUCCCAGCUGACUUCGGGCGACAGGCUUUAAAUACAUGGAAAAUAAAAUAGCUUACGACUAAUAGCCAACAUUGCCCAUGGCAUAACUGACACCUCCACGCAGUCUCACUUUGGGACUUUCGAUUUCUUAUGGAAUUGGUUCUUCUUGUACUUGUGCUUUCCCGCUGCCUGGGCUGCUUUCUCGGCCAUGAUGUCCUGGUACUUCUUCUUGUUUUUGCUGAAAAAACAGAGAGAUGAGGCCGCCAUUUUCAUCUUCAGUGAUGUUUAGAUUGGAUGACCUUCCCAGGGUUCUAUUUUCACCAGAGUUCCGGCGUGAACUUCAGUGUUUGCACUUACUGUCUGAACUCCGCAUCAGCCAGCAGCUCCUCCACCAUGGUCCUCUUCCUCUGCUUCUUGGGUAAGCGGGAAUGAUAGAAGUCCACCGGGUUGUCCACCACAGUGCCCACCUGCAUCCCCACAGAGUUUAAUGACAGUGUUUGACAGGUAAACACACACACACACACGACUCAGUGUUUUAUCACGCACCUGAAAGUACUUGGGGAACCCAUCUCGGUCAUUCUUCUUAUAGAACCUCU
Molecule: messenger RNA, 4238 nt
Organism: Dunckerocampus dactyliophorus (ringed pipefish)
Lineage: Eukaryota; Metazoa; Chordata; Actinopteri; Syngnathiformes; Syngnathidae
Gene: spata6
Product: spermatogenesis associated 6
Exons: 11
Coding region: 60-1265 (401 amino acids)
Biological process (GO): spermatogenesis
Molecular function (GO): myosin light chain binding
Source: RefSeq, a predicted model, not a curated record